UAGAAAUUAGCUUUUAAAGAGAGUAUUUGUAUAGGUCAAAAUCUUCACUAAUGACGUCAUCAGCAUUACAGGUCUAUUAAAUACAAAUUAUACACUAAAUCUUACUAAAGUCUAAUCGCUAAAAUAAAUAUAUAACUUGAUUCAUCUGCUCUGUAAGCAAAUGUGCACAAUACCAAUAAUAUCGGUUUACCUAUAUUCACAAUAAUGUUUGGAUUGGGCGUCUAAAUAUUCCUAACUCUCCUAAAUUAUGCACUUUUUCACCAACGAUAUAAGUUACUUUAGUAUUUUGUCCUUGUGCUUGUAGUAUAUAUUUUAUAUAGCUUCUAGAAAGAAUAUAAACGAAAUGGCUGAUAAACCAUAUCAAAAUAAGGCAAAAAGGGGAAAAUAUGAUGAAAAACCAAAAAAAGGACGUACUCAUUUGACUGGUCCUCCUUUAACCAAGGAAUUUAAGGAACAAGAGGACCGUAAUCUUCUUGAAUUACUGACAAAGCGGAAAAUAGAGAACUCAGUAAAACUUUCAGUUCAAAAUGGAAGUUUUGACUCAACUUGUUAUGUUGUUUUCGCAGCAAAUUAUUUUGCAAAAAGCAUAAAAGGCGAUGUUUUUAUACCAGCCGAAAUAUCUCUAGCUGAGUUUUCCCUAAAAACUGGUCUUUUGAAAACUUAUCACUCGCUAGUUAAUCCAAAGGUUUUACCAUACGGUAAUAAGUAUGAUGCUCAAGUACAUUGCAGCAAUACACAUAAGCUUCCGCUUCCCCCAAAUGCCUUGGGUGAAGAAAAUUUGUCAAAACUAUAUGUCGCUAUAAUGAAUUUUGCGAAGAACGAAGCUACUGGUGAAUAUCGGCCACUUUAUGUUAAGGAAGACAGCUUGUAUAUAGCAAAAGCUAUACUGGCGUAUAUGAAAAAUGAUUUUAAUGACAGCCACAUAACUCUUGAAGUGUAUCCCAUUCAGCACUUAUUUCAUAUUAUGAAGGAAUCGGCAUGCAAAAUAGGUGAAUUAUCAUUGCCAAGUUCCCUCAGCAUCCAAUCAGUUUUCUAUAGAGAUAAUUAUGCAUAUCACGUUGGUUUGUCAUGUGAGUACCACGAGAAUAUAGACAGGUCUAACUAUUGCGCAAAGUCAAUUGCCAGUAGAAUGUGUUUCAAGUUUACCGAAUAUAUGGCUCCAGAUGUCGCAAUUAAAAUUAUAAAAGGGAGACAUAUACCCCAUGACGUAGCACCUAGUUUUGAAGUAAUAGAACCUAGGCCAUUUAAACCAACACGCAAACAGGACAAGAUUUUUAAGAAGGAGAAGGAUGAAGAGGAUUAAAUGGACUGCAAGUGAAUGUUGACUUCCACAUUAUUAUCUUCAUACAUUAGAGACUUUAUUCAGUGCCACACAAGUUUUUUUGUUGUGUGCUUUAAUUGUACACAAUUUGCUAUCUUACUAUUUUUGUAUUACACGAUUUUUAUUUCACAAGUAAACUAUAUCGAGACUAAUUCAUUUAAUCUUUUAAU
Teleopsis dalmanni is the source of this 1491-nucleotide messenger RNA. Its product is annotated as protein maelstrom-like. NCBI's taxonomy places the organism in Eukaryota, Metazoa, Arthropoda, Insecta, Diptera, Diopsidae. The record is from RefSeq and is a predicted model, not a curated record. The transcript is spliced from 5 exons. Gene Ontology annotation, cellular component: nucleus; P granule. The coding region runs from base 344 to 1303 and encodes 319 amino acids. Gene Ontology annotation, biological process: regulation of miRNA-mediated gene silencing; negative regulation of DNA-templated transcription; male meiotic nuclear division. Gene Ontology annotation, molecular function: sequence-specific DNA binding.